GAAACUAGGCUGGCCGCUGCAACGAAGCGGCACAAACCACCAUGCAGCUUGUGUUAUGGGCAGUGGGAUUAAGCACGCUGUUCCUACAAGACUUCUUGAAUGUAGCCGGUGUAACAGCAAGGAUUCAGGGGCUGCAUCCGAGACAAGCUAAACUCCUGGACGUCCUGAGCGAGUACGAGAUAGUGACUCCAACCCGGGUGAACGAGUUCGGAGAGCCCUUCCCUGCCAAGGUCCACUUUCAAAGGACGAAGCGGAGCCUGCCUUUGGACCCCGAGUCCCCCUGGGGCCUGGAUGCUACCUCCUCCCCCUCCUCUUCCAACACCAGCCAAGCCCACUACAAGCUCUCAGCUUUCGGGCAGCACUUUUUCUUCAAUCUGACAGCCCAGUCGGGAUUUAUUGCCCCUCUCUUCACUGUUAGCUUCCUCGGAGAGCCGGGGAUUAACCAAACGAACUUUUACCCCGAAGAGGAGAGCGAUAUUAAGCACUGCUUUUACAGAGGCCAUGUCAAUACGAAGCCCCAACAUACUGCCGUGAUCAGCCUCUGUUCUGGGAUGCUAGGCACAUUCAGGUCACAUGAUGGAGACUAUUUCGUAGAACCACUAUUGACAUCUGCCCAGCAAGAAUAUGAAGAAGAGCAUACGAAGCCACACGUGGUCUACAGACACAGAGUACCUCCAACGGACCCUCCAAGGGACAGACAGACCUGUGACACUUCAGGGCAUGUAAAAAAUCACAGAAAGUUCAAGAGGAAAAGCAGGACCAGCCAGUGGCCCCCAGCUAGCAUAUUAUCUGAUAUAGAAGCGUUGAAACACAGCAUAACCUCACAACAGUUUCCUGCAUCCAGCAACAAGACUGGUAACACAAGGGGGGAAAAUGGUCACCGAAGAACCAAGCGAUUCCUCUCCUAUCCUCGAUUUGUGGAGGUUAUGGUGGUGGCAGAUAGCCGAAUGGUCGCUUACCAUGGAUCAAAUCUACAGCACUACAUUUUGACGCUGAUGUCAAUAGUAGCUUCGAUAUACAAAGACCCAAGCAUUGGAAAUUUAAUUAAUAUUGUUAUUGUGAAAUUAGUCGUCAUACAUAACGAGCAGGAUGGACCAUCGAUAUCUUACAAUGCCCAGACAACAUUAAAAAACUUCUGCCAGUGGCAACAGACUCAGAACCAUCCGAAUGAGCACCACCCAGCCAAGCAUGACACUGCCGUACUAGUGACAAGACAGGAUAUUUGUAGAGCUCAAGACAAAUGUGAUACUUUAGGUCUGGCUGAACUGGGUACAGUCUGUGAUCCAUAUCGGAGCUGUUCGAUUAGUGAAGACAGUGGCCUAAGUACAGCUUUUACGAUUGCCCAUGAACUUGGCCAUGUCUUCAACAUGCCUCAUGAUGACAACAAUAAAUGCAAAGAAGAUGGCGGGAAGAACCAGCAGCAUGUUAUGGCUCCCACCCUGAACUAUAACACUAACCCUUGGAUGUGGUCAAAAUGUAGCCGGAAAUACAUCACUGAAUUUCUAGACACGGGUUAUGGAGAGUGCUUGCUUGACGAACCUUCAUCGAGAAUGUACACUUUGCCUCAGCAACUUCCAGGAUACAUUUAUGAUGUCAAUAAGCAAUGUGAGUUAAUUUUUGGGCCUGGAGCUAAGGUUUGCCCAUAUAUGCAGAAGCAGUGCAGGAGACUUUGGUGCAUCAAUGCUGAUGGAGCACACAAGGGAUGUCGCACUCAACACACACCGUGGGCUGAUGGGACGGAAUGUGGCCAAGGAAAG
Gekko japonicus is the source of this 1757-nucleotide messenger RNA. Its product is annotated as A disintegrin and metalloproteinase with thrombospondin motifs 9-like. The record is from RefSeq and is a predicted model, not a curated record. Gene Ontology annotation, molecular function: metalloendopeptidase activity. NCBI's taxonomy places the organism in Eukaryota, Metazoa, Chordata, Lepidosauria, Squamata, Gekkonidae. Gene Ontology annotation, biological process: proteolysis; extracellular matrix organization. The annotation marks the transcript as partial. Gene Ontology annotation, cellular component: extracellular matrix. The transcript has 11 exons.